Molecule: messenger RNA, 1872 nt
Organism: Plutella xylostella (diamondback moth)
Lineage: Eukaryota; Metazoa; Arthropoda; Insecta; Lepidoptera; Plutellidae
Product: luciferin 4-monooxygenase
Biological process (GO): fatty-acyl-CoA biosynthetic process; long-chain fatty acid metabolic process
Molecular function (GO): long-chain fatty acid-CoA ligase activity
Source: RefSeq, a predicted model, not a curated record
UGUGAAAACUUUACCAUUCACCCCCGUCCUGUGUCGAGAGGAGUCUAAUUAUAUUUUUACUUAAAUAUUAUUUAAACUUAUAAGCAUAAGUAUUAGGUAUAUUUUUUAAAGCAGCUCCAAAAUGCCAGUACCCCGUCAAGUGAACAACUUUUGUUUCCUAUACCUGAACGAUGUGACCUCACGCAUCGUGGCCAAAUCUGGCCGAGCUGGCGACCGCUUCCACUUGGGGAAGAUCAUCCUGGAAAGUCUCAAAGUGGCUCCAGAUAUGGACUUACAGAUCGACGCUGCAACGGGCCAAUCAGAGUCAUUCAAGUCAACCCUGAGCAGAUCAGUGCAGUGCGCGCGCUACCUCCGCGCUUCAUACGCUCCUGGUGACGUCAUCGCGCUGAUGGCCCCCAACCACCUGGACCUCACUGUGCCGAUAUACGCCUCCUUGUUCAAUGGAUUGACGGUAGCUGCUGUGGAGCACACGUGGGGUGUUGGUGAACUUCAAGACACAUUCAGUACAAUCCAGCCUAAGCUGGUGUGUUGCCAGCACGAGAAGCAGGCGGUAGUGCGAGAGGCACUCCAGAGGGCCGGCGUGAACGCCAACAUCAUCACCUUCGGAGGGGGAGAACACGAGUUAAAUGAGCUAAUCCGAAAUGUGGAGCCAAACGUGGAUGAUUUCAGUGUAACGGACGUGGACACGGCGGAGAGCAUCGCGUUCCUGGUGCCCACGAGCGGCACCACGGGUGCGCCCAAGAACGCGGCCUGCAGCCACCUCAACUUCACCACGCACCUGCCCUACUGGCUAUCGUUGUACGACACGUUCCCGUCGCCCACGCGGCUGAUAUUCCACCUGUCUCCGCUGCAGUGGGUCACCGGCAUCAUGAACUACCUGCUCUCGGCCAUAUUCCACGUCACCAGGGUGCAGACCUCGGCCCCCAGCUCUGUGGAGCACUACCACAGUAUUAUCAACAAAUAUAAGCCAACGUUCAUGAUCUGCAGCCCGACGAUGAUGGCGACGAUGGUGAAGCACUCUGGGCGGGACUCCUGCGACUUCUCCUGCUUCGAGAUCGUGAUGCUGGGCGGCAGCGCCGUCACCAGGGACAUUGGGGAGGAGAUCAAGAUUCGAGCUCCCAAUACACAAAUGGUACCAAAUUACGGAUUGACAGAAAUGGGAAUGAGUCUCUGUGGCUCCUACAAUAUUAACAAGCCGGUUUGUUUCAAAAAUGUCGGAGUGUUGAAGCUUCGGUUAGUUGACCCAGAUACUGGAAAGGACGUUUGUGAACCAUUUAAAAGUGGAGAGUUGUGGGGUCAAGGUCCUUCUAUUUUUAAGGGAUACUGUAACAGGCCAGAGGCUACCAAAGAAGCGUUCAGUGAAGACGGCUGGCUCAAGACUGGAGACAUCUUUCAGAGGGACGAAGAUCUCAACUACUACUUCGUGGAUCGCCUGAAAAUGCUGAUGAAGUACAUGAACUAUCAGAUAUCUCCAGUAGAGGUGGAGACGGUGAUCAAGCAGCACCCGGGGGUGUCCGACGCCGGCGUGGCGGGGGUGCCCCACUCCGAGUGCGGAGAGCUGCCGGUGGCCUGCGUGGUGAGGAAGCAAGGCGCCUCCGUUACUGCACAGGAGAUCAAGGAUUUGGUCAAGUCUUCGUUACAAGACUCGAAGCAGCUACGUGGCGGUGUCAUCUUCGUGGACGCAUUGCCCUUGACUGCUACUGCCAAACUGAACAGAAGGAAACUGAAGGAAUUGGUCUCCACUUUACCAAGAGAAUAAUAAUUAUAGAUACAUGUAUAAUAAGGUAGAUAGAUGUCUGUAUUUAUUGUAAAUAUCGAUCAGAAAAUAUAAGAUGAGAUAAGUACUUAGUUAAUUAAAAUAAAAUGAUGAAA